Molecule: messenger RNA, 1604 nt
Organism: Carassius gibelio (silver crucian carp)
Lineage: Eukaryota; Metazoa; Chordata; Actinopteri; Cypriniformes; Cyprinidae
Product: ARL14 effector protein
Exons: 5
Coding region: 650-1342 (230 amino acids)
Cellular component (GO): intracellular membrane-bounded organelle
Source: RefSeq, a predicted model, not a curated record
CAAGGAAAGAGCAUGUUGAAGUCCAAAUUAAAUGAUCAAAAACAGAAGGCAAGAGUUUGGGUGUGGAAAAAGAUCAUGCAAAAAUGUCAGCAGCAGCGGGAUAAUGAUAUCAAAGGGAGACACCUGUACGUGACAUGCAAACUAUGAUAGGUAUGGAAAGUAAAAAGAGAAAUAAAAAGAAGGUGCAAGUCAAAAUAAAUAGCCUACGGAUUGGACAUUGCAAGCUAAACGAAACUUUUCAUGGAAAACACCCGAGAGGACUAUGGGACGCAAGUCAGGAGUCAUCUUUAUAUCAUGUAAAAAAUAUAUACAAGAAAGGCAAGCGUUCAAGAAUCAGCUACGGGAAACAGGUAUAGUUGAAAAUAAUGAAUAAAUAUCGAAAUAAUGAUCAAGGACGGAUAUAUUGUUAAAUUGUCUAAUGAGGACUGGACUGGAAGGACGCAUUUGAAACAGCAGAUGGCAGUAAUGCAACACUAUGAAUGCCAACUUCCAUUAAACUCCAACGAAGAAGAAAAAUAAGAAAUAACUGCGCAUGCGCAGUUAACAAAGUCCGCGUUUUGAUGCUCCCAUGGUGUUGCUUCUGGAAAUGAUUGUAGUUCGCGUGGAACAAUAACAGUUUUUUUUAAAGUUUUAACACGAUUACAACACCAUGCCGAUCUCUUGCUCAGCUAUUGAUUGCUCAAACCGGUUUGCCAAAGGGUCAGAGAUCAGAUUUUACAGGUUUCCAAUCAGCAAGCCUCAGCUAGCCGAGCAAUGGGUACGAAACCUUGGGAGAAAGAAUUUCGUUCCCACUCAGAACUCCUGUUUGUGCUCGGAGCAUUUCCAGACCGACUGCUUCCGUGACUAUAAUGGAAAGCUGUUUCUCAGAGAGGAUGCUGUGCCAACUAUUUUCGCAAGCUCUGGAGGAGAUGGCACAAAGAUUGAAUUACGGAAAAACAGAGGAGGCUUAGUGGCAAAGGAUGCAAAUGAUGCCAGUCGGUUUGGUUCACUUUCUGAUAAAGACCGAGCCAAACUAUUCUCAAAAGACCGAAGACAGCCUAUAAGAGACUCUAGCAUUAAGAGCAGAGGUGUGAAUGACCGGAGACGUGCAGGGAAGGUCUCUCUAGGUGACAGACAGACCAUGUCUCUCAAGAGUAAAGUGUAUGACAGCAAAGGUCUGUUGAUCUCCUGUGGAAGGGAUCUGUGCGACUGUCUGGAUGUGGACUGCAUGGGUUGCUUUUACCCCUGUCCCGAGUGUGGAUCGCGGAAGUGUGGAGUGGAGUGCCGAUGUGACCGGAAAUGGUUGUAUGAGCAAGUGGAGGUAGAGGGAGGAGAGAUCAUUCGCAACAAGUUUGCAAAUUAGCUAUGACACUACUUCUACUUCUGAGCAAAAAGACCGUCACAGGCUUGGUACAUGGACAUUGCAGAAGUACCUGCUUCAUUUGCUAUAUUGUUUAUUUUUUAAUGUAAAAGUUUAAUGUUGUCUUGUGUUUUUGCUGCUGUCACAGCUGUGUUCAUUUUUGUAUUCUUUCCAGGAUUUCCACUACUUUGUUGUAAUGCUGUACCUCUUUCCCCCCCUCUAAAUUUUUCACACUUCCAAAAAUAAAAUCUUACUAUAAGGAGAA